GAACGACAGAGACGGGAACAAGGAGCAAUCAUGGACGCCCUGAGGUCAGCAAAGAAGACAAUGCGCAAGGCGACGCGUAAGGCGACGCGGUCUGUGCACGAGGCGCUGCACUCUGUCAUCGAUGAGGAGAUGGACAUCCAGAAGGCGCUCGAGCAUGUGGCCAUGGAGCACGAGGACUCGUCGACGUAUGUCUCGGCCUGGGCCGAGACCACGGGCGAUGCCCAGAUCAUUUCCUUUGCAUCGGCCCUGCAGCCGCUCUUCCGCAACCAAGUAGAGGCAGAGGGUGCACUGGCGGUGGCUCAGGGCGACUUUGUGGAGAUGUGGAAGCGGCUCCUGGCCAAGGAGCGCGUCCGCGACAACCUGCGCAAGACGCUCGACAAGAACCAGGCCAAUGUCGACAAGCUGCAGACCAAGCUCGCGUCAGCGCCGGCUGCAAAGCGCGCUGCACUCGAGCAAAAGCUGGCGGAGGCGACUCAGCUCCGCGAUGCCGCGCAGGCCGAGUACGAGCCGGUCGCCGCCGAGACUGCCGCCUUCACCCACGAUCAGCUCGUCGCCGGCUACACUGCCUUCAAUGCAGCCUACAUUCAGUACCUGCAAACGUGCCUCAACGCCGCCAACGCCCGUUCCGACACCAUCAACGCCUUUGCCGCUGGCAAUCCGCAGGGAGGAGGCGGUAUCCGGGCCGCCGCCGCCGCCGCCAUGGGCUCCGCUGCCGCGUACAUGCCCAGCAACGGCGCACCGCCGGCCUACCAGUAG
Molecule: messenger RNA, 756 nt
Organism: Thecamonas trahens ATCC 50062
Lineage: Eukaryota; Apusomonadida; Apusomonadidae
Exons: 1
Coding region: 31-756 (241 amino acids)
Source: RefSeq, a predicted model, not a curated record